ACAAUGUAACGGCCUUUUGCCUUCUCGCGACACACAGACAGAAACAGACAUACAGAGAUGAAGAAAUCCGGAGGCGCAGAGAAGAAGAGGGCGCGAAGAUCUUCGGGAGCUAUCCAGAACGGCUCCAGAGAUCCCAACUUCGAUACUCCUCCUAGGGGACAACCGGUCAAGCAGGAUGCCUUUCAGUUGUUUGCUGAGAAGGUGAGAGACAAUAAGGAUCUAGUGUCUAGGUGGGCUGUUCUACAGGAGACACGUGUGGAGUACUUCAGAGGAAAAGAUUUUGUUAGCUUCUUGAGAAAUCAUCCGGAGCUCAAAGAUAUUCUGGAAAUGGAUAAGAACUUAGAUACUGAUGACCUAGCUAAUGCUCUUUUAAGAAAGAAUCUUUUAGUGCGUUGUGAUCGUGUGGUGAAAACUGUUCGUCCUGGGAAGAAAAAGUUGUCUACUUGGCCAGCACACUUGGAGAUUUUCCCUGAGCAAGUGUUUUCUGAAUAUGAUGCCUUUUUUGCAUGGACAUUUGUGAAACGCCGGCCGCUUUGGCAGACUCUUCUCUCAUUUUUCUGGCCCGUGUUGACUCUUGCAAUUUGCUUAUUUCCUGUGUAUCCCCAUCAGUGCAAGCUGCUAAUACUCUACUCAUGCGCAGGAGUCUUGCUACUUAUCCUAUCACUACUUUCGCUGAGAGCAACUAUAUUUGGUGCUCUUUAUAUUGUUAUUGGAAAGCGUGUUUGGUUCUUCCCUAAUAUCCUUGCCGAGGAAGCGACAUUGAGGGAAUUAUUUCGUUUCUGGCCUAAGAAAGAUGAGGAAGAGCGACCCAAAUGGACGACAAGGCUUUUCUACGCAAUUGUAGCUGUGCUGGUCAUAUUGCUGCUGAGGCAUCAUGCUCCUGAUGAGGCUGCUAGAGCAAGGUAUCAAAAGCGGGUAUCUAACAUAAUCGAUGAUGUUCUCGAGUGGUCUCCGAGAUUGGCCCUCUCUGGAAUGAUGGAUAAGCAGCAAACCGUCAUGAAUGCCACAGAACCAAAUAGUAGUUCCCCGGAUGCCAGCCAAAGUACAGAGGAAAUGGCUCCAUCCGACAUCAUAAGUGAAGAAACCACCUCAGACCAAACUGAGGCAGAAGCUUUUGAACACCUAGAUGAUGCUGAUCAACAUAAACGUGAUGAUAAUAUAUAAUGUAGAUCGUGUAGUGCUUAGUGACCUACAUAUCGCAUUGCCUGGUUUUUGUUCUGCCUUUUUUGGAUUUUGUUUUAUGAUUUUGAGUGUAAAACCCUUUGUAUCAAACAAUCACAAUAAAGCAGCUUGUUUCAAAGUCA
Molecule: messenger RNA, 1304 nt
Organism: Juglans microcarpa x Juglans regia
Lineage: Eukaryota; Viridiplantae; Streptophyta; Magnoliopsida; Fagales; Juglandaceae
Exons: 5
Coding region: 58-1164 (368 amino acids)
Biological process (GO): post-translational protein targeting to membrane, translocation
Cellular component (GO): endoplasmic reticulum membrane; endoplasmic reticulum
Source: RefSeq, a predicted model, not a curated record